Molecule: messenger RNA, 882 nt
Organism: Tetrahymena thermophila SB210
Lineage: Eukaryota; Ciliophora; Oligohymenophorea; Hymenostomatida; Tetrahymenidae
Product: dual specificity phosphatase domain protein
Exons: 1
Biological process (GO): protein dephosphorylation
Cellular component (GO): cytoplasm
Molecular function (GO): protein tyrosine/serine/threonine phosphatase activity
Source: RefSeq, a predicted model, not a curated record
AUGUCUCAAAUAUACGAUAACCUUUAUCUUGGAAAUAUAACUACCUCCAGGGAUUAAGCAUUUUUUAAAAAGAACAAUAUUAAAAAUGUUCUUGUAGCGGGAAAAAAUCUGAAAAGAUCUUUUAUAAAUUAAUGUAAAUAUCAUUAACUUUAAAUUAGUGAUAACCCUACCACAAUAAUUUUAAAAUAUUGGCCUGAAAGCGUGUAAUUUUUAAGCACAGUUGUAGGGAAUACUCUAGUGCAUUGCUAGGGAGGAAAAAGUAGGUCAGCUAGCACAGUUAUGGCCUAUGUUGUUUUUAAAGAAAACAUAACUGCUUAAGAAUCAAUAACAAAAGUUAGAAAGCUACAUAAAUUUGCUUAUCCUAAUCCAGGCUUCUUAAAGUAGCUCGAAUAUUGGGAGGAUAUAGUUAAGGAAUACAAAAAAAUAAAUUCUUCUAAAGCUUCUGAAGACUUCAAAUUGCUGGAUGAAUUGACCAGUGCAAAACUAAACGAAGUUACCUAGCUAAUUAUAAAUCCAUCUCAAUAAGAGUUAACAGAAGCAAAUUAGAAGCUCAACUUUUUUGAAGAUUUCGAAUAAGAUCAAAAAACUGAUAAGAUAUUUUAAAAAUCAAAUAACAAAAAACAAAAAAAAGAAAACCAAGCUUUAAAAGAUAAAAUAUAAACUUAAUUUGAAAACGAAUAUGAGCAAGAAGAUAACGAACAAGAAGAGUCUGAUGAUAUAUUCGAAGAUGAAUAAGAUUAAUAUUAACUCACUUCAAAUGAAGAUUAUUUAAAUUCAAUUAAAAAAAUAGAAAAUUUAAGUUUGUAAAGUAGAAAUUUAGAGGAUCAAAACGAACCAAAAGAAGAGUAGAAAAGCUAAUAUACUAAAAAUUAAAACGAAUGA